Molecule: messenger RNA, 4314 nt
Organism: Octopus bimaculoides (California two-spot octopus)
Lineage: Eukaryota; Metazoa; Mollusca; Cephalopoda; Octopoda; Octopodidae
Biological process (GO): brain development; neuron differentiation; central nervous system development
Cellular component (GO): nucleus
Molecular function (GO): DNA-binding transcription factor activity, RNA polymerase II-specific; RNA polymerase II cis-regulatory region sequence-specific DNA binding
Source: RefSeq, a predicted model, not a curated record
AUAAAUACAAACAACAGUAGUAGUAGCAAUAGUAACCAUCAUCAUCAUCAUAGUCAUCAUUCAGGACACGAUCAUCAUCAUCAUCGUCACCAGCAUCAGCAUCACCAACAAGAACAAUCCCACUCACCGUCUCCACCCCCAUCACAACAACACAUCUUAGGUUUAACGUCAACACAAACUGUUGUGGACAAGACGUUGGUGUCCGAGGAGAGAGAACGAACCCCGCACGGUAGCAACCACUCACACCAACACCACCAUCACCACCAUCAUCAACAACAACACAAUCCUGCCCAUCAACCACUACCACCGCCACCUCCUCCACCACCACCACAACAUUACCACCACCACCAUCACCAUUCUCCCCCCACUACUCCAGGUUCGAACCCGACGGCGACGGCAGCGGUCGCUGCGGCCGUUGCAGCGGUCAACGGUGGCAGUGGCGGAAGCAACGGCAGUAAUGGCGGCACUGGAAGUAGCAGUAGUGCCGCUGGACUUCAUUAUCCGUUGAAAUGUGUACAAAACACGGACGAUUUCUACCGGAGUACAACGUCCGGAUUCACACCGGUCAGAUUGUGCAGCCACCCGCUUACAACGGCACCAACAUGGACUGGGGUGUUACCACCCUCAUCAGCAGCAGCAGCGGCUGCCGCAGCAGCAAUGGCACCUGUCAACCUCGGUCUGUACAGGGAUCACGCUCUAUUCAACCCGUGGGUAUUGGCUAGAUGCAGCGGAUAUUUAGGACCAAGAUACCCAGUUGGGCAUGACGGCGCCUUUAUUCUGCCCCCUUAUAGAAAACCGAAACGUAUUCGAACCGCAUUUUCGCCAUCGCAGCUGCUCCAGCUGGAACAGGCAUUUGAGAAGAAUCAUUACGUGGUCGGUCAGGAACGGAAAGAACUUGCAGCUGAGUUAAAACUAACGGAAACACAGGUCAAAGUUUGGUUCCAAAACCGUCGCACCAAACAUAAACGGAUGAAAGCAGAAGAAGAAGCAACCUCAGCUUCUGCCAGUACCACCAGAGAAGAACCGUCAUCUUCAUCACGAGCCAGAUCGAAGGAUAUGGAAAUCGAUCCGACAGGCUUAGAUCCCAUUGAUUAUGAUGGAUCUGAUGAAAAUUCUGAUUCGGAACCAGGUCGGAUUGGAACAUGAUGGCCAUUUCGGGGGUUGACACGAUCAACAAAUCCGUUACUCACGCAUCGAUUUGUCUUUUAAGAAAACGAAAUUAAAAAAAAAAAGACAGCGCAAAACGAAAGGAAAAUAAAGACUAUAUCCAUAACACCACCAGGGGGUGCUAAUGCCUCUUUAUUGUCUAUUGUUGCUCUUCUACAAAAACGUAAGCAAGCUUGGGAAAAUAAAUAAAUAAAUAAAUAAAUAACGGUGAUGAAAUCUAUGGAGAAAGGCAAAACAAAUGUAAAAACAACCUGAAUAAAAAUAACAACAUUGACUAUCAUCAUGAAAAACAGAAAUAAAAUUUCGAUUACAUGUUGAAAAUAUUUGAGAGAUAUUUAGUAGAGUUUUUGAAGAGAGUGUAAUGAGUCAGAGUGUGAGAAAAGAAGGAGGAAAAGGGGGGGGGGAGAUAGAAACGAGGAAUGAAAAAGAGAAAGGUGUGUGUGAAUAUAUAUAUCUUUGUAUAUGCAUACAUAUAGAGGUAUAUAUAUGCAUGUAUUUAAUGUUUAUACUUAUAUGUAGUUAUGUAUAUAUGUGUGUAUAUAUGUGUCUUUCUAUGUGCGUGUGUGUGUAUAUAUAUAUAUAUAUAUAUAUAGGCAGAGUGGAACAGAUUAUGAUGGGGAGUGGCUGUGGAUGACGGUGGCAGUAAUGGUAACAAUAAAUAAAUUAAUAAAAUGAGAAAUUCUAAUUAAAUCUAAUACCUCUCAUAUUUGUAGGUAAAACACAAGGAACAUAUUUACACACACACACAUACGCAUGCAUACAAAUGUGUGUGUGGACACAGUCUAUGCUUUUAAUAAGGGCAAGAAUGAAAUGGCAUCUGCCGAAUUGAUCUGCGAUUAACUGGAAAUAAUAUCGUCUAGUAUAGCUACAGUAGCCUGGAAAACUAUCUGGGUUCUUGAACUGCUUGAAAUAACAGUCAAAUCUCCCUCACCACAUCUUUAUCUUUUAUUUUAUAAAGAAAUAUAGCAAAGCCACACUUAGAGACGUAUCGGGAAACAAAAACCAAAAAAGACGAGAUGGUCUCGGCCAGGUUAAACGGCACCAACCUAAAUCCAACUUACUCGGGUGCAAGAGUUUACAAUUGAGGUCUGAAGAAUAUGUACAUUCUUCGAAAGGAGAAGGAUACUUUUCUGGGAAUAAAUUAAUUAUUUAAUUAAGCAGUUACUCAAUAACAAUUACAAUAUAUCGAUUGAUCAAUUAUUUGGAAGAUGAAGUUCGACAAGUUGCUUUUAACGAAUUCUUCAGAAAUCAUCGAGGGGAUAAUUUCGGUGCUGCCGGAUGUUUACACCUCGGUGCUUCCACACUUGAAUACAUAUUGACAUACAUGCAUAAAGACAAGUACACACAUAAAAAUCAUGCAUACUGAUGUAUGUAUGUGUAUAUAUAUAUAUAUAUAUAUAUAUAUAUAUAUAUAUAUAUAUAAACACACACACACACACACACACAUUUGUGUGUGUGUAUCUAUAUGCAUGUUCUUUGAUUGAAAAAGUUAUGUUUUGAUGUCAGCGUAUUGUUAAAGCCAUCCACAGCAAGGGACUUGAAUGAUGUGUGUGUUUGUGUGCGCGCGCAGGAGAGACAGACAGACAGGAAAAAGAGAGGAGGGGGAAACAAAGGUAGAUGGUGGAAAAUGUGACAGGGUUGAAUGAAGGAGAACGAAAGGAAAUAUAUAUUACUUCAAAUGUAUUUAUUUCAUGCCUCAUUGAUUUCAACAUCAAGGCGUACAUAAAGAAAUUACCUGAGCGAAACACACAAACACACUGCUAGUAAUAUUUAUGAUUGCAUCUAAUCACGAAAAGAAAAAGAAAAAAGUGCUCCGCGGUAUUUGAAACGCCGAACAGAAAGUUGUUGAAACAGAUGAAAUAAUGGUGAGGAUGAUGAUAAUCCUUUCUACUAUAGGCACAAGGCCUGAAAUGGGGGUAAGUCGAUUACAUCGACCCCAGUACUCAACCUGUACUUACUUUAUCGACCUUGAGAGGAUGGAAGGCAAAGUCGACCUCCACGGAAUUUGAACUCAGAACGUAAAGUCGGGUGAAAUGCCGCUAAGCAUUUUGUCCGGCGUACUAACGAUUCCGCCAGCUCGCCACCUUAAUAAUAAUAAUAAUAAUAAUAAUCCUUUCUACUAUAGGCACAAGGCCUGAAAUUUGGGGGGGAGGGGGCCAGUCGAUUAGAUCGACCCAGUAUGCAACUGGUAUUUAAUUUAUUGACCCCCGAAAAGAUGACAAGGUCGACCUCGGCGGAAUUUGAACACGGAACGCAGCGACAGGCGAAAUACUGGUAAGCAUUUUGCCCGCCGUGCUAACGAUUCUGCCAGCUCGCCGCCUCAUAAUAAUAAUAAUAAUAAUAAUAAUUAUUAUAAUAAACAAGAUCAGUGAUAAUAAUAAUAAUUGAUCAGUAUACUGGCAUAAUUAUACCACUGUGCUAAAACAAAAUGAUGACGGCUAUGAUGAUGAUGAUGAUUGUGAUGAUGAUGAUGUUAAUAAAAAUUAUAAUUUCCAAAAUAAACACUUUGUACAAACCGAUAUAUGAAUACUUAACAGCUUUGUUCUUGAAGGAAUUGUAAAAAAAAAAAAAAAAAAAACCAAAAACAAAUAUUAAACAAAGAUGAACAGUAUGUAAUGUAAAGAAAAUAUCAACAAAAAUAACAGGAAAAAGGCCGCUUAUGUAAUGAAGAAAUUAUUUGAGGAAACAAACAAAUUGUAAAUGAACUUUUUUUUUCUCCAAAUGAUAGAACAAAAUGAAAAUAAGUAAAAGAUAAAAUUAAAAAACUAUAAAUCCUGAUGACGGAAAUUAUUAUUAUUAUUAUUAAAAUAUCAUAUUGUAAAUAACAACAACAACAAUAAUAAUAAUAAUAAUAACGAUGGAUCCAAACUUAGCCGCAAGGCCAGACAUUAACAUGGAGGAGACGUAGAGUUGUCUCAAUGGAAGUCAAAACUGGGAAAGACAACAAGGAAAACUUAACGUGAUUUGAACAAUAUGAUCAAUUACAAUGAAAAAGCGCCAAGUAUUUGCUCUGGUGCUCUUCCGAUUUUCUCAAUAACUAGCUUCAUAACUGUCACAGUGAUGAGGAUAUCACUAGAUAUAACUUCUCUUAUACUAUACUAUACUAUACAUAUAUAUAUAUAUAUCGGUCUGCAUGCAUACAUGUAU